Molecule: messenger RNA, 762 nt
Organism: Colletotrichum acutatum
Lineage: Eukaryota; Fungi; Ascomycota; Sordariomycetes; Glomerellales; Glomerellaceae
Product: short-chain dehydrogenase
Exons: 2
Coding region: 1-762 (253 amino acids)
Molecular function (GO): oxidoreductase activity
Source: RefSeq, a predicted model, not a curated record
AUGUCCUUGUCAGGCAAAGUCGCCAUCGUCACCGGCGGCGCGCGAGGCAUCGGCGCCGCCAUCGCGUUGAAGCUCGCACGAGAAGGGGCCAGGGUCGCCUUCACCUUUGUAAACACUUCAUCCAUAGCCAAGGCCCAUGAGGUCAUAUCCGAGAUCGAGGCCUGCGGAUCCUCGGCGACCGCCAUCCAAGCCGACGUCUCCAAGCAUCAGAAAAAGGUCAUCGAGCGGACCAUGAUGGCGUUUGGCGUGACCAAGAUCGAUAUCCUGGUCAACAACGCUGCCGCGACGCUCAGCGCAACACUCGACGACACCACCACCGAGGACUACGACCGCAUCUUCGACACCAACACGCGCGCCGUGUUCUUUAUGAUGCAAGCCGUCAAGCCGCACAUUGCGCCGGGCGGUCGCAUCAUCAACAUCUCAUCCGUCGCCGCGCGCGCCGAUUCGCCGGGCAGCAUGGCCUACGCGGGGAGCAAGGCGGCCGUCGAGGCGUUUACGCGCGUCGCCGCGCGGGAGAUGGGGCAGGCGCAUGGCGUGACUGUGAAUUGUAUCAGCCCGGGGACGGUCAAGACGGAGAUGUUUGAUUCGCUGCCCGACGAUCAGCGCAGCGCCGACUUGGAGAGGGCUUCGCUUACGCCUGCCGAGGCGAGACUGGGCGCCGUUGAGGACAUUGCCGACGUUGUUGCGUUUGUGGCGAGCGACGAGUCGAGGUGGAUUACGGGGACGGUGAUCCCCGUCAACGGGGGCCGUCUGAUGAACUGA